Caenorhabditis sp. 36 PRJEB53466 is the source of this 1380-nucleotide messenger RNA. The record is from the annotation of a GenBank genome assembly. Lineage: Eukaryota; Metazoa; Nematoda; Chromadorea; Rhabditida; Rhabditidae.
AUGAAGAGAAGAGUGUCGCCAGUACAGGUUAGUCCCACAUAUGGAUACUAUACGCUUCUUUUUGUAGCUACUGAUUCUUCACACUUGUGCCGCUGACAUUCUCUUUGCCGUUCUAGCACUGGGUACUAACAUUCUUGUUUUGGUGAGGCAAGUCAUAAUAGUUUGAAUAUUUGUUGACGUUUCCAGUUAACCUACCCCGUUUUCCAUGGUUCCAAUCUGGUCUGCAAGUCGAUGAAAUAUCUGCAAAUGUUUCCAAUGUAUGCAAGCCCGUUUUUACUGGUGGCGUUGAGUGCGGAUCGGUAUCAGGUUAGUUGAUUCGCUAGAUUUUCAGGAGUAAAUUAUAAUGAGUUAGUUUAAACAUUAUUUUGUUUUUCACAGGCUAUUUGCCGGCCACUAGCUCAUUUCCGCUCGUCCCGAUAUCGCCGUCCAAACUGGAUGGCAGCAAUUGCAUGGUGCUUAGCUCUUCUUCUCUCCAUCCCGCAACUCUUCGUUUGGGCGAAGAAUGAGUAACUCAAAAGAGAAUUAUUGGUGAAGUGAACUUUAUGUCUUAGGAAAGGAAAGUGCUCAACCGUUUACGGACCUAAUCGGCAUACGUUGAAAAAUGUGUACGUGCUAAUGUUCAACACGCUUGCCUGGUUAAUGCCAUCUAUCUUUGCCGCUGUCUUCUACUGUAAGAACACGUCAAAUUAGAAGUUCCGGGAAAGAAACAUUUACAGAUUGCGUGUGUAAAGCUGUUCGGUAUUCAUCUUCAACAUCCGUUAGACUACUUUAUAACAAAACGAUAGUUGGAGAACGGCUUUCAUCAGAGUAAACAUUUUUUUACUUUUGUUUAAAAAACAACAAUUGCAGCAUGGCGACUCAAGAUUAUAUCAAAGAACUGCGAAAGAAAUCCAAAGGUUUUAGACAACAAGUGUCAGAAUUUGAUAGGAAAAGAGUGCACGCAGGUAUAAAAUGAUUCAUAACUGUAGUGAUGAACUAACUUCAGUGCGAUUAACAAUAACAAUUGUCGCAUGCAACUUCUUCCUUUGGAUGCCAUUUUGUCUUAUUAACGUUAUUCAAGCAUUCUGGCCUGAAAUUGCGCGUAUGUCAAAUUUUGUAAACUUCACUUUUACUAGUUAGAUCGAAAUUACAGAUGUUUGGUUUCUUCCAUACAUAUCAUACCUCGGAAAUUUGAACUCUUGUAUUAAUCCCUGGAUUUAUAUAUUUUUCAAUCGCUCACACGUGCGGAAAGCUUUAGAUUCCGUUCAAGGCACAACGAUGACUGAAAUUACACGAAACAGUUUUGGACGUCCUGGUAAAAGUAAACUAAACUUUGAAAUAAUAGUUCAAAUACAGUUUACAGAAGGCAUUGAGCUAUUUGCCAAAUCUGCAAGUGUGUGA